Haliotis rubra (blacklip abalone) is the source of this 2214-nucleotide messenger RNA. RefSeq names its product MIP-related peptides-like. Lineage: Eukaryota; Metazoa; Mollusca; Gastropoda; Lepetellida; Haliotidae. The transcript has 4 exons. The coding region runs from base 147 to 1850 and encodes 567 amino acids. The record is from RefSeq and is a predicted model, not a curated record.
GGCAAGCCUUUGAGACUGGAACGCUGAAAUCUUAUAACAUCAGAUAGGUGAAACAGACAGUCGACAAAAUCCACUUAGCACUGGGAACGGAACGGCUAAAGGACACUUUUUCUCUCUCCAGGUCUCCAUCAGUUGGCAUCCAAGGAAUGUGCGGCAUGAUUUCAUCGAGUUUUAUUCUUUUACUUGGAUCUGUUUUGACGUUUGCCGAGGAUGCAGGUGCCGACUCUCCGCCAAUGCAUGAUUCUGGCCUGCUCUCGCCGCCGCCGCCGCCGCAUUCUGCUGCGCUGCAACAAGGGGAUGUAGUCAACCCUCCGCCUGACGGGCUAGCGCGCGAUGCUUACAUGUUGUCGGAUGACCAGGGCCUAGAGCGCCUGCUCAGCAGUGAUUCCUCUAAUGCGGACUCUAGCCAGCCUUAUACACAACUUCUUGAUGAUGAACUGCUACAGAGAAUUAAGCAAUUGGUUCAACAGGAACAGAAAAGACUAGCAUGGAAUAGGAGAUCUUAUGCCCCAAUGUUUGUUGGGAAAAAAUCAGCGCCUUUAUUUAUAGGAAAGAAAUCAGCACCUUAUUUUGUUGGAAAGAAGUCUGCUCCUUAUUUUGUCGGCAAAAGAGCCGUCCCUUACUUUGUCGGCAAAAGAGCCGUCCCUUACUUUGUUGGAAAGAAAUCAGCUCCAUACUUUGUCGGCAAAAAGGCCGCACCGUACUUUGUGGGAAAGAAAUCUGCACCUUACUUUGUGGGCAAAAAGGCCGCUCCUUAUUUUGUUGGCAAAAAAGCUGCACCUUAUUUUGUUGGCAAAAAAGCUGCACCUUACUUUGUUGGCAAAAAAGCUGCCCCUUACUUUGUUGGCAAAAAGGCUGUUCCUUACUUUGUGGGCAAAAAGGCUGUUCCUUACUUUGUGGGAAAACGAGCUGUUCCUUACUUUGUGGGCAAAAAGGCCGCUCCAAUGUUUGUGGGAAAGAAAUCUGUUCCGAUGUUUGUUGGGAAGAAAUCAGCACCUAUGUUUGUUGGCAAAAAGGCUGCCCCGAUGUUCGUUGGCAAGCGGCGUUUAGCGGAUAUUCUCGACAACCUAUCCGGUUCCAAUAUGCAAGAACUGUCUGUAAGUCCUUUAGCCCGCAUCCCUUCCAAAGAAGAUUCUUACCGCGCAAUUCCCGUAAAACGGUCCUCUGAUUACCCCCAAAAUGCAGAAAAUGAAUUCUUGAAACGAAACAUGUACCCUGCCCCCUACUUCAUCGGCAAACGGUAUGAUAUCCCCCGUUUCAUUGGAAAAAGACAGCAGGAAACGUUGAAAGAUUUGCUUAGCGCUUUUCACUAUUACGAAGCUGCUAGACAGUAUCGGCGAUUAGUUCAGGCAGAAAAGCGUUUUGAGGCCCCUCUUUUUGUGGGUCGGAGAAGUUCCCCAUCACAAGGACAAGAUCGGCCAGACCCCAAGGCCUUUAGACCCUCUUCGGCUAACCUGGCUUCAGCCCUUAUCCAGCGAAACUUAGACCUACAUAGUUUUGAGGGGCCAUCGGCAGGGGCUGAAAACAGCCAAUGGGAUUUCCAGGACACGGAACCACGUGACCCCCGCCUUCUGGCCGCUCCUCAGGCCUUUGGUUUCCUGGGAAAACCGGAAGGGGAUGCCCCUUUGUCUAAGAGAUAUGCAGAGUUUCUCGGGAAACGAGUUUUUGACAAACGAUUCUCCGAGUUUCUUGGCAAAAGAGACAUGGCUACUUCUGACUUAUUGAGGCAGAAUAUGGACAACCGCCUAUCCGCUUUAUUGAACAAGAGAUUAAGAUAUAGAAUUCCCGAGUUUGUGGGAAAGAGGGCUCGGUCCCAGCAAUCUGGUUUCUAUGAGUUUGUCGGGAAGUAAACCAUCUACCACAAAUGAUCAUUAUUGCUCAAAUAUGGACAAAGGUAGCACGACGUGUAGGAAACCUUUGUCCUGUAUAACGCCUUACACUAUGGUAUGUGAAAUGAACAAUAUGUGAAGUAAAUGUUACAUCAAAUUGUUGACUCAACCGUUAUUUUACUAAUGUACCAGAAAGAUAUUGCCCCUGUCGUCGGACGGUCUAAGAUUAUCCAGAGCAUUUUCAUGUCCCUUCAUCUAUCAUUGAUGCUAUGACAGCAUUAUCGGAAUCCCGACAUGAUAUCCCUGGCGGUCCUUCCUAUGUUUUGAACAAUGUCACGACUCUUGCAUAUUGUGUAACAUAUCAAUAAAAUACGCGUGUCCAGCA